Molecule: messenger RNA, 3478 nt
Organism: Mauremys mutica (yellowpond turtle)
Lineage: Eukaryota; Metazoa; Chordata; Testudines; Geoemydidae
Gene: ORC5
Product: origin recognition complex subunit 5
Exons: 14
Coding region: 879-2084 (401 amino acids)
Biological process (GO): DNA replication initiation; DNA replication
Cellular component (GO): nuclear origin of replication recognition complex; nucleus
Molecular function (GO): DNA replication origin binding
Source: RefSeq, a predicted model, not a curated record
CCCCCUUGGUGCUGGAGGGUGGGUCUGGGCCGGGUUCCUACCUGCUGCAAAGGUGUGGGGAGUAAUGGCUACAGCCAGGUGCCCCUGCGAUUUCCACCUGCGCUGACAAUGACAGGGUGCUGGCGGGAGCAGAGGUACACGGUUGAAUUCCUUCCUCUGGAAUUGAGGGGGAGAGUAUAUCUGUGGCAUUGGUAAAGUAGCCGCCUACCUCAAAGCUUGCAGCAAAGUCUUGAUAGGCAGGGUUGGUUGGUUGGUGAGUCCUGGGCCUAUUCUGAAUCCUGCGUGGGAUAUAAGGUAGUGCCUUUGGGAGGUGGCAAAAUAAGGUGAUUGUAUUGUUCUCGUGCACUAAUGCGAUGUCAUGACAUGGCAGCACAAAUAGUGUGAUGCCAAGAUGCACUUUCACACAAUGAUACUGGUUUUUUCAUGCAGAAGAAAUGGGUGGCAAACCUUGAGAAUCAGGACUGUUUGGUUCUCCCCCUUCCAGUCCAAGAAGAGGGAUGAUGUUCAUUCUUUCUUUCUUUCAUUGUACAAUAUGCAUAAAAAGAUUUGCCUCCUGUGGGUAUUUUAAUGUUUGUAAAGCACUUGGUGUACCAUCUUUACAUUGAUAACACACAGGUCUACCUCUCAGCUAAUGAGGUCUCUUGUGUCAUCUAGUCCUAUCUCCGCUUGUUUUUCUGACAUCUCUUCCUGGAUGUCCAGUCAUCGUUUUAAAUUUUGUCUUUUUUUUUUUCUCAGGUUCUCCCAUCUGGCCAUUUUCUUUAUCAGAGUAGACAACACCGCUAUUCUCCCUGUUGCUUAGGUCAUCGCUUUGAUCCUUCUUGCCUCUUGGAAGGUGACAUGCAUAUUCAGUUAGAUGACUGACAGAAACUUGACUCAAAAUGCCUAAUUUCGAACAUCCAGAGUAUCCUGAAGCUACCUUGCUUCACUUGGAAAGUAUGGUGCCCUGUCGAGAAUCCCAAGUGUCAUCACUGUUGUCAAUAUUUGGAGAGCGUCAGCAUUUUAGCUUCCCAUCCAUCUUUAUCUACGGACAUACAUCUAGUGGCAAGACCUAUGUGAUGCAAACUCUUCUAGAAACAUUAGAGCUUCCUCAUGUGUUUGUGAACUGUGUUGAAUGCUUUACUUCAAGGCUGCUUUUAGAGGAAAUUUUGACCCAGUUACAGAGCCUUUCAUCUGAAAAUAAACAUAGUUCUCAUGUGCCCUGUAACACGUUUAAUGACUUUGUACGUCUGUUUAAGCAAGAAAUUAUUACUCAAGAUCUACAGAAUCAAACGGUAUAUAUUGUGCUGGAUAAAGCAGAGCAGCUGAGGGAAAUGGAAGCAAAUGUGUUGCCAGGGUUUCUUAGACUACAAGAAAUGACAGACAGAAAUGUCACUGUUAUUUUCCUUAGUGAAAUUGUGUGGGAACUGUUUCGUCCAAACACUGGAUGCUUGGAGCCAUUCACCUUGUAUUUUCCUGACUACAGCAUAGGAAAUCUACAAAAGAUUCUGUCCCAUUAUCAUCCUCCAGAAUAUUCUGCUGAUUUCUAUGCUGCGUACAUUAAUAUUCUUCUUGGUGUCUUCUACACAGUCUGCAGGGACUUGAAAGAGCUUCGACAUCUGGCUGCACUAAAUUUUACUAAAUAUUGUGAACCAGUAGUCAGAGGAGAAGCAAAUGAACGUGACACACGUCGUCUCUGGAAAAAUAUUGAAUCUCAUUUGAAGAAAGCAAUGCAGACCGUUUAUCUCCGGGAAAUAUCCAGCUCACAGUGGGAGAGAAUACAGCAGGAUGAUGGAGAACCUGGGCACUUGAAAGGACUUUCUGCACAUGCUCACGUAGAACUUCCUUAUUACUCCAAAUUCCUUCUAAUAGCUGCUUACCUUGCCUCCUAUAAUCCUGCCAGGACAGAUAAGAGGUUCUUCCUUAAGCAUCAUGGGAAAAUCAAGAAGACAAACUUUUUGAAAAAACAUGAAAAGACCAGCAAUCACCUCCUUGGACCAAAGCCAUUCCCUCUGGACAGAUUGUUAGCAAUAUUAUAUAGUAUUGUGGACAACAAAGUUGCUCCAACUGCAAAUAUAUUUUCCCAGGUAUCGGAGCAAGAAGCAUGAAAAAGAAUGGCCAAGGAUAACUUGAAGAAUAAUGGAGAUACUUUACUUGUUAUAACUGAUAUUGAAAACAAAAAGAUUGUCUGAAGGAUUGCUGAAAGGACCUGGGCAGAAAACUGAAGACUGUGGUUACAAAAUGAUCUUUUUCAGUCUUUUUCCUUUAUUCACAAGCACUUGGCUCUGGAAAACAGCUAUUUUCUAGCCUGACAUGGUUUCUAACGGAUGGAUAAUGCUGAUGGUAAAGGGAGAAGCUUUUUAAUAAUUUGUGUGAAAGAUGCUAGAUUGACAACGCAGGAGAUUGACAAUCUUUUUAUUUAUGGAAUGCAUACAGCAUCACAGAGUAAUCUCCUCUACGUUGCCUUUAUGUAGUAUCUAGAAGAAUCAUCAGUUGAAUUCAGCCUCCAUGCCCAUUCAGUUUUUGGUUUCUCCUGAGACAGAUAAUGUGGUUGUCAGUUAGUGACAAAUGAGUUGUUGUUGAAUGUGAUCUGGACACUUACAUGCUACAAACUACUUUUUGAGAUACCAAAGUAAUUUCAUAAAACACAUUAAGGUACCAUCAGAAAUAGGAACUUUUGGUCAUACCAGACUCAUCUCUCUAAAUAAAUGUGACAUGUAAAUGUAAGGUUUUGUAUUCCACAACCAGUUCCCUGAGCUAUUUGGUCCACAUGUCAAAAGCAUAACAGUUAGUUACAAUUUGGCAAUGAACUGUGUUGCACAUUAUCUAUGAGACUAUGGUCAGACCAUACUAUAGUGGCUGAUAGAAAACCAGGAAAUACAUGUUAGCAUAUACAAACCAAAAGAUCUGGACAAUAUUCAUGCUAAUACCUGGAGCUAGAUUAUGAUCUUAUUAACGUCAACUAGUGCUUUACACCAGAAGUAUCUCAUUUUAAAUCCAUUGGACCUCUUCUGGAGGGCAUUACUUAGUGGCUGACAUUGAUUUCAUUGGGGCCAGGAUUUCAGCCAAUAUGAGUAAAGCUAUCAGUACAGCUUACAGGAAGCUAUUAGGAUUUUGUAUAGUGUUCAGCACCAUAGUAUCAAAGAGAGUUUAGCUGAUCUCUUGAGAAUGUACUGAACAUUAGCAGUCACUUUGAAACAUUCAUGGUUGACUGGGACUUCAGCAAAAAAAAAUUAAAAAAAAAAUAAAAGCCAAAUGUGGUGAGUUUCAAAAUGAAAAGUGAUCAUUGCAAUUAAUAUCCAAUUAAUUUGUCUUCAUUCCCUAGUAAAACUGUGAAACACAUUUUAAAAAAUAUAAACCAAGUGCUAAGCACCCAUCUUCUGGAAACCAAAUUCCUUUAAUGUGUGUCAAAUUGAGCAAACAAAAAUCAAGGCAUCCAAAAUGACUAGUUGUUUUGGAAAUUUGCAACCAUAGAGAAUAAUAGCAGCCAGAUAUAUAAACA